Molecule: messenger RNA, 1284 nt
Organism: Alternaria arborescens
Lineage: Eukaryota; Fungi; Ascomycota; Dothideomycetes; Pleosporales; Pleosporaceae
Exons: 4
Coding region: 1-1284 (427 amino acids)
Biological process (GO): attachment of GPI anchor to protein; protein localization to cell surface
Cellular component (GO): membrane; GPI-anchor transamidase complex
Source: RefSeq, a predicted model, not a curated record
AUGGCCGUCAAGCAGCAGAACAACACGCAGCAGAAGCUGCUGCUCUUCGGAGCCGCCGCAGCUGUGCGCUUGCUCCUCUUCACUGUCUUUCCCGCACUACCAGACCUCCUCGCCGGACGUGUCGAGGUGUCAACACCAGUGACGAGCUUCAAGAGAUUGCAAGAGGGCGUCUUCCUCUACACCCAUAAUGUCUCUCCCUACGACGGCGGCGUAUACCACCAGGCACCCCUCCUGCUGCCUCUCUUCUCCCUCUUCCCGAGCCCGGCACAGGCCCCUCUGGCCACCAACAUCUUCUAUACUAUCGUCGACCUACUGAGUGCGAAUGCACUGGCUCAGGUGGCAGAGAGCGGCUUCGCGUCUGUCACGCGACUGUUCGCCUCGCCGCGGAAGGACUUGAAAUGGAGCAGUACGGCUGUCGCAGCAGGCUUCCUCUUCAACCCCUUCACCGUCCUGACAUGCAUUGCACGCUCUACCUCGGCCCUGACGAACCUCUUCAUCCUCACGGCCAUGGCCAAGGCCUCCCAAGGCGCCAGCUUCACCUUCAUUCUAUCCACGGCUUUCGCUUCGUACUUCUCUAUGCACCCGAUACUCCUCUUCCCUCCGCUGAUGGUCCUCCUUUAUGAUGCAAAGACACUAAAGUCCAAGACUGCGCCAAAUGUCACAUCCUUCAUCGCAACCCAUACUGUUGGCUUUGCAGGCGCAAUAGGCGCCCUGCUCACUGGCUCCGCAUUAUUGAUGGAUUCAUGGGACUUCCUGUCGGCGACAUACGGUGUGCGUCUUCUCCUGCCUGACCUCACACCCAACGUGGGACUCUGGUGGUACUUCUUCAUUGAGAUGUUCGAUUCCUUCCGCGAGUUCUUCCUUGGCGUCUUCUGGCUCCACGCGGCGUCGUAUAUGCCCGGCCUGACGAUUCGACUUCACAAGCAGCCACUGUUCGUCGCAUGCUGUUUGACAGGCGUUUUUGCCAUCUUCACUCCAUACCCGAGCAUAGCGGAUGCUGCGCUCUACCUUUCUUUGGUGCCCAUGUUCCGCCAUCUGUUUCCUCUCAUGCGUUAUACCUUUUUGGCAUCAGCGAGCAUCCUAUAUACGUCAUUCUUGGGCCCCGCCUUCUACCAUCUGUGGAUCUAUGCUGGAUCAGGUAACGCCAAUUUCUUCUACGCUAUUACUCUCGUCUGGAGUUUGGGAUUAUCCAUCAUCUUGGGAGACUCGCUAUAUGCGGCACUGAGGGACGAGCUGGAUGUGGAAAGACCCGAAUUACAGGGCAAGGAAGUGCGCAGGGCUUAG